Messenger RNA from Sporothrix brasiliensis 5110, 1428 nucleotides. RefSeq lists its product as uncharacterized. Gene Ontology annotation, biological process: nuclear membrane fusion involved in karyogamy; karyogamy involved in conjugation with cellular fusion. Gene Ontology annotation, cellular component: endoplasmic reticulum membrane. NCBI's taxonomy places the organism in Eukaryota, Fungi, Ascomycota, Sordariomycetes, Ophiostomatales, Ophiostomataceae. The transcript is spliced from 4 exons. The record is from RefSeq and is a predicted model, not a curated record. The coding region runs from base 1 to 1428 and encodes 475 amino acids.
AUGUACUUCGUCAAGCUGUUGGCGACUUUGCUGGUCUCAUGCAACCUCCUUCCAUCCGUCACAGCUAUCCCAUGGAUUUCCACUGAGCCAGGAAAGCCGGAUCGCGAUGCACAUCCAUCUUUAGCAAGAAUAAGCCCGUCCGACCUCUUGCAAGCGGGCGCAACGCGCUCUGCACUCUACCAGGCAGCCUUGACCGAGCUUCAGGAACUCGAAGCAGAGCCGCUAUGCCACCGCGUUGCCGCGCGGCUACUCGUCAACAACUGCCAGAUUCUCGAGGGAAAAGACGAUGCCACAGUCUUGACAGACAGCGGACGCCGGGCGCGCGACUUUGUGGACUCGUACGCGGCCAGCCUCGCCAUCUGUGACCUGGAGCGGGCCAGCUUCAGCAUCCCGCCGGCGUGUGAGCCGUUCCGCGAGCCCACGCUGAGCCGAACGCCGCUGAGCGAUACAGCGCAACUGCAUGUACCCGAAGCGCAAAUUCGGGCGUGUCUGGCUGGACUGGGUGAGUCGCCGUCGGCAUGGAACACGUGGGUCAGCUACAGUCACAAGGCCGUUCGGUUUUGUGAGGCCGCCCGAGCAGACCACGAGAAGACGCAAAAUAUCCUCGUCUUCCAGAAGCUUACGCGUGUCAUGGCCAAGCUGACCGACGACGUCGAGGCCGAGCUGCAGAGGCGCACAGAGGUUUGCGACGCGGUAGCUCGGGGUGCGGCAGAUCGGCUUGGCCACAUCGUACCCGUGGCAGACGCCCUCUUGGACAAAAUGGUAGUCAUCGAGUCCCUCUUGCACAAUGAUCUCAUGUCUUCGGUGCGCGAGACUGCCACGCUGGUGGAGGACGGUUCGCAGUCAGCCCGGACACUACAGCAGGUGCUGCGCAUUCUCGUAAAGACAGUGCUUGAGAGCAACUCGGAGUUGGCCUUUGAGCACGAGCGGUCGAUCGCAAGGGCCAAUCAGGUGACACAAGGUGAGAUGGAUGCGAUCAAUGCUGCAAUGCAGGGAGUCUAUGCGUCCGCAUUGUCGUUACAACGAGAAAUUGGCAUGUUGCAGCUCGAGGGCAUGACGCAAGCGUUCUUUUCCGACUUUGACGCCCACAGCCGCCUGCUGGUCCAGGCGAAGAAUAUGACAAACGACAUGUUGGACACAUUGGAGGCUACUGCGGCGGCCACUUGGACCAUCCAAAACUCGUUUCGCGGGUACGGCGAGCUGGGCGGCUGGUGGCCGUUCAUUGUAUGCCCUGCCGUCUCUCUCAUCAUGGGAUCGUAUGGCCUGCCGCCGUCUAUUUUGCGGAACAUUGGCCUGUUUACAUUGGGCGAGCUGGCUGGCGCAGUGAUCUCAUGUCACAACCGCAUCCACAACCACCUCGGAACGGUGGCAGGAGUUUUAUUUACGUUUGCGGGAAUGGUGAGCAAUACAACGGGUACAGUGAUCUGA